AUGGUUAACGAACUUUCAGAAUUUCUACGCAUAUGUCAUGUUAACUGUCAAUCGUUAAUGGCUCACCUUGACGAGUUCCAAGCCUAUUUUGGUCCCACAGGAUAUCACAUAAUAUGCCUAUCCGAGACCUGGCUGAAGCCUGCUGUUUCGGAUGAUCUUAUCUCACUGCGUGGGUACCAGAUUUUCAGAUGCGACAGGCGGGGUAGGAAUGGCGGUGGAGUUGCUUUUUACAUCUCCAACUCGCUUCAGGCAAGGAUCCUGCUGCAUUCGGAAGGUGUAUGUGACGGAAGACCUGAAUUUCUAGUGGCCGAAAUCUCUGUAGGUAGUAGUUCUAAGAUACUCCUGGCGGUGGUUUAUCGGCCGCCUCAUUGUGGAUACUUACGAGAAUUUUUAGAUGCAUUCGCGGAUCUCUCUACCGGCUACAAGCACUUGAUAAUCUUUGGCGACUUCAAUGCUGAUCUGUGCUCUACCACUUUUGACUUGACUCAAAUCUUAACUUUCAUUGAAGCCACGAACCUCUACUUGGUUCCUUAUGCUCCAACCCAUCACACUCGUUCGUCUUCCACACUUCUAGACUUAUGUAUCGUUGAUGAUGCUGAUAAAUUGAUAUCCUACGGGCAAUGCGACGCAUGUUUCUUGUCUGCCCACGAUCUCAUCAGCAUCAAAUACAGGGUCAGAAUUGAGCAUCACCUCAGACGCAAGAUCGUGGUGCGUGAUUUCCGUUCUUUUGACAUUGAUGACUUCUUAAAUGAUCUGAGAGGAUAUGACUGGAACGUACUGUAUCAGGCUGACAACAUCGACAGCAAGGUUUCGUUUCUGAGUGAUGCUCUUACUGAGUGCUACGACAGGCAUGCGCCCCUACGAAUCAUCCAGCCCAAGCAUUUUCCUGCUCCCUGGCUUACGCCAGACAUCAAAUCUGUGAUGAAGACUAGAGACAGAGCGAGGAGAGUUCAGGCUUUAGUACGUUCCGCCAAGGAAAAAUAUUAUCUGAACGCCUUUCAAGACAGCAGCGAACCGACUGCUAUAUGGAAGAAGCUUAGGCAUCUUGGUCUCUUAAAAUCCAAAAAUGUAGAUAAAAAACUCAUCUUCCCUACGGACGAACUCAAUGAGUUCUUCGCAAGUGUUGCGGCAGGCUCUGACGGACAGCAGACACACCACCCUGUCUAUCUCGGCGAAGAAACUUACGAAGACUCCAAAUUCUAUUGGAGUAACAUUGAAAAAACUGCUGUGGCAAAAGCUUUGCUUCGAAUCAAAUCUGAUGCGAUUGGAGUCAACGGACUGUCUUGCAAACUCUUCAUUUGGGCUCUACCUUGCGUCCUUCCGGUUUUAACACAUAUUUUCAAUUUCAGCCUGACAUACGGUGUUUACCCUCGAACUUGGAAGACAGCUAUCAUCUGCCCGAUUCCGAAGGUUAAAUGUCCGUCGGAAAUGCAAGAUUAUAGGCCAAUUUCGAUUCUUUGCGCGGUCUCAAAGGCAUUAGAGCGCAUCGCGACUGAGCAGAUAUCGCGCUAUAUGGAAGAAACGGGCGCCUUGGAUCCAUUUCAAUCUGCGUAUAGAAAAGGACUUUCUACACAGUUUGCGUUAAUUCGCGUACUUGAUGAUGUGAGACAGGCUGCAGAUGGUAGGAUGGUGACAGUUGCGGUCUUUUUUUAUUUCACCAGAGCAUUCGAUUAUGUUAAUCAUUAUCGCUAUUACAUUUUAAUUGACAAAUUAAGAGACCUCGGCCUAUCCACUUCAGCCUUAAGAUGGUUAUGCUCCUAUCUUAAUGACAGAAAGCAAGCUGUGCGUGAUCCUAUAACGAGGACGACGUCGUCUGAGCGUCCAGUGUUCACCGGUGUGCCUCAGGGCUCAGUUUUGGGACCUCUCUUAUUUGUCAUCUACUUAAUUGGUUUCGGCAGAGUCCUUAAACACUGCAAAUAUCAUUUCUACGCUGAUGACCUGGUGAUUUAUCUGCACACUGAGCUUAAAAAUUUAACUGAAGCUAUUCUCAGAAUAAACGAGAACAUUACUAGCAUCACGCACUGGGCCACAUCUAACAAGCUAUCUCUUAAUCCCAGCAAAACCAAGGCCAUGAUCAUGGGCACCCCUAGAUUCAUCAGCGGAUUGAACUUGGAUGUACUACCUAGAAUCUACAUCAACGACGCAGCCAUCUCUUAUUGUGACACAGUGCAGUACCUGGGUGUGCAUAUUACGAGCUCACUUUCGUGGGAGAAACAUGUAACAAAAAAAGCAGCUAAAGCAAAUGCAAUUCUCCAUCAGCUAAAGCUCUGUAAACACCUACUGCCGCUUCAUCUUAAAUUACGGCUUAUAACUACCCUGAUUCUGCCACUGUUCGAUUACUGUUGCGCCGACAUCACUCUCAUCAGUUGCACUCUCCGACUUCACUACCGAACACAACCUUCGUCUACAAAGGUCUUUGAAUACUUGUGUUCGGUUCAUCUUCCAGGUAAAACGGGAUGA
Molecule: messenger RNA, 2460 nt
Organism: Temnothorax curvispinosus
Lineage: Eukaryota; Metazoa; Arthropoda; Insecta; Hymenoptera; Formicidae
Exons: 2
Coding region: 1-2460 (819 amino acids)
Molecular function (GO): catalytic activity
Source: RefSeq, a predicted model, not a curated record